UGGGAGUCCAAAGCUGAUGCCAUCUCAAACAUGCCUCAGUACACAUGGGAUGAUUGUGCUUAUAAAGUUUUAAAACAACUGAAUUUAUUUCAGUAUCGUAACAAAAAGCUUUCACUGAAGAAUGUUCUAGCAGUUAGUUCUAAAUGCUUGGAGGGAUGUGCACCUAAGUCAUUAGAAGAUGUUCCGUGGUAUUUUCUUAACAAGGUAAUGAGGUCUGAUUCAAAUGCAGUCGAUAUGAAAUGCAGUUCUGAUGUUUCCAGGCAGUUAAUUAAGCAUCAGCAGUCUGAUAAUUCUGAUUCUGAAUCUGGCAUAGAUGAUAGUAAAGCUGUCACCCUUUCAUCAGUUGUCUGGAUUCAUCCAUUAGAUUUAAUUGUCUCGGUGUUUCUCUGUUCAAAUCCUUUGUUACAAACGGAGCUCAUGGUAAAAAUGUCUGCAUGUCAGUUUGCAUUACCACUGUUACUACCCACAUGGAACAACAGUUGUACCUUCCUUCUGCUGGCGAUCCGUUCAAUUAUAAAGAAGUGGCACCCCAUAGCGAUAAUAAGCAACAGCAAACUUCAGGAAGAAAAUAUAGUUGCAUCACAUAUUCCAGUUUUUUCAUUUUUAAGAGUAGGUAACAUCAGUGUGUCAAAGUCUAAAACAUUGAAUGACAUCCUUAGCAACAAACAACAAUACCAGAACAUCUUUAUCCAUCAUCAGAUGGAUUGUGCAAAUUUACCUCGGAAAAUUUCCAAUGGUCUUGGAGAGAUCACUUGGUAUCUGCCUUGUGGUUCUGAAGACAUUGAUGUUUUUACACGGCCUUUUCAGAUAAUUAAUCUCAGAGGUGAUGGUUAUUCAUUUCCUGCACAAGUACAAUUUUUAACAUUAAUCUCAUCAGCUGUAUUUGUGUUCCUUGAUGGCAUUACAGAAAUAAAACUUCAGUACCUAGAAGGCUUCACAAAAAAUGAUGCGCAGAUCUAUCUUAUAUUAACCUCAAAUUUUAAAUCACAAGAUGCAGAAAAAGAUUUACUAAAGUCAUUUAGACAAAAGUUUAAGUUGAGCAAAAGACAUGUUAUCAUGAAGAGCUCGGAUAUAAAUGACUCUGACUUUACAAGAAUACUUCGUUCUAAACUGCAGUCUGCUGUUGAUCGAUGUAAAGAUACAAAUGUACAGUGUUUAGAGGAGAUGGUUUCCACAGCACACCAGUGCAACAUUAAAGUAGAUGAGGAUGAUGAACAAAUUCAACACACAAAGCGCUGCUCUGAGCAGAUUAUUAGUCUAAUCAACAGUGAUGAUAUAGCACAAUUCAAAUGCCAGAAUUUUGCCUUUCAAGGUGAAACAUGCAAAAAAUUGUCAGAAAUUGAAAAGAAACAAAGUCGUCCAAAAACAUGCUCAGAGAGUUUGGAACUGCAUACUGCUAGACUUGAAAAAGACAAAAGACAAUUACGACAGGAGCUGUUAAAAAAAGGAGUUCCAGAGAUUAUAAAAAGCUUUAUCGAUAAACUGACUCAUUUUUCUGGGAUUGAAAGAGAGCUUUUUCUUUGGUGGCUGAAGCAAAAAUUAGACUCCAAGUCUCAAACUAAAAUGUCUGCUUUAAGAUCACAGUACAGAAAUACAUACGAAGCACUAAGCCAAACAAAAAAGCAAGAAGAAAGACAACAAAAACAGAAUGAACUUAAAAAUAUUAAUAAUAAACUCAGUACAUGCUCACUGGGGUUAGAGCAUUUCAUGCGUGAACUGGCGCAGAUUUAUGAAACUCUCGUAACUGAAAAGGUUAAAACACUUAAAGGAAUUCCCCCAAUUGACACAUUGCCUUCUGUAGCUGCAGAAUUAAUGAUAGAUGGUUUACCACUGGAACUUCUUAAUGGAGAUGCUGGGACCAUACCAGUAAAGUGGAUUUCAGCAGUUCUAAAAAACGUUUCUAAGACUGUGGGAGAAAAACGCAUGUUUGUGCUCACAGUGUUGGGUGUACAAAGCACAGGAAAAUCAACGUUGCUAAACACAAUGUUUGGGCUGCAGUUUGCUGUCAGCAGCGGGAGGUGCACAAGAGGUGCAUUUAUGCAGCUGAUUGAAAUCACCGGUGACCUAAAAUCACAGGUAGGUUAUGAUUUCCUAAUGGUUAUUGACACUGAAGUAUUAAAAGCUCCUGAGUUACUGAAUGUAGCUGACAGUUAUGAACACGAUAAUGAACUGGCAACACUCGUGAUUGGAUUAAGUGAUAUGACCUUAGUAAAUAUGUCCAUGGAACAUUCUGCAGAAAUGAAGGAUGUACUGCAAAUUGUUCUGCAUGCCUUUAUCAGAAUGAAGGAAGUUGGAAAGAAGCCAUUUUGUGUCUUUGUCCAUCAGAAUAUCGGUGACAUUACUGCUCAUGAUAAAAACCUGAUGGGUCACAAGUUCCUUAUAGACCAGUUAGAUGAGAUUACAAGAACUGCAGCAAAAAUGGAAAAAUGUGCUGACAAAUUUAAAAAGUUUUCUGAUAUUAUAGCAUUUGAUCCUAGCACUUCCAAAGGAUACAUUGCAAGUCUGUGGCAUGGCUGUGGCCCCAUGGCAUCUGUUAGUACAGGAUAUAGUGCAAGUGUGUUCAAUCUUAAAAAGUUUAUAUUUCAGACUAUCCUAACCCGUGAUAUGUACAAGUUAACAUUUUCUGGCUUCUGUAAAAUGACUGAGAACAUAUGGAAUGCAGUAAAAAUGGAAAAUUUUUUAUUUAGUUUUAAAAACAGCUUGGUAGCAGAGGCCUACCAUCACCUUACACUAGCGUAUGCUGAAUGGGACUGGGAGAUGAGAAGAGCUGUGCAGGAGUGGACAACUCAGGCUGAAAAUAAAAUUGAAUCAAAUGAAACUGACAUUUGCAGUUCACUGAAAACAGAACUUCAUAUGCUGAUCACAGAAAGAAAAACUAUUGCACUUGGACAUCUGGAAAAGUAUUUUGCAGAUCACUCUGAAAAGGCUAAGCUCCUUGAGGAAUACCGACAAAAGUUUAUUCAUAGUAUUGAUUCUCUUAGCAAAGAGCUAUUUCAUUGUGCCACAGAAAGAUAUCUGGAUACAAUACAAAGAAAAAACACCUUGAAGGAAAUUAGUGUUCUUAAUCAAAACUGCAAAAAUAGACUUGAAAAAUGCAUUUCUAAACUUUUGGAGGAUUGCAAAAGAAAGAAAAGUACAUUGAAUGAUGAGCAGCUGUUAACAUAUUUUAAUAAAAUGUGGCUUAAAGAAACUAACUCUAUUCAACUUCCUCCACCCAAAAAUGUCAACAUAAAGGCAGACAUGGAGAACAGUCUUAGAGAACACAUGCCUGCUUUUUCAGUGCAUGUAAACAAAAAACUGAAACAAGGAAUACCUACAUGGAAGAGGUUUGAUUUUAAAAAUAUAAUGUCAACUGGGGCCAGGAUGUUUCUCAAAUAUGUUUUAUACCAAUCUGAUGAAGAAGAUGCCAGAAGGAAAGCUGACACCAUAGAGAAGAAAUGUAUGGACUUUGUGCAUGAAAUUGUGAACAAAGAUACAGAUUAUGACCCCAGUUACUGGUUUGCAAUUUUACGUAAUGUGGAUGAAAAUGUAAGACAUCAUGAAACCGAAAGGUUUUCAUAUUCAAAUGAAUUUAUUGUGGAUUUGAAGUUUAAUGUAUGCUGUUUUGCAGUCCCUAAGUUUGAGGACAUGCAUAAAAAAUUUAUUGAAAAAAAUGACCCUGUGAAGCUACUUUCUAAAGAGAAAGAUAACUAUGUUCAGUUGUUUCAGGCAUUGUAUAAAACUAAUGAUGCAAUUCAAACAAUGGCUGGAAUUUUUGCUAAAAGCUCACUGAAACCUGCAGUUAUCAAAUCAAUUGAGAAAAAACUAGGGUCUGAUAUUGUUAAUGACAUGAAAAGCAGCUAUUCUGAGGGGCAGUUUAAAACUAGAAUGAACUUUCAUGUAGCAAUUAUGCGUGACUUGCAUGGUAAAGACAUUUUUGAGGAGUACGUAAAGUAUAUUUGUGAUACUGUUUCAUAUGAGCAGGAUUGGCUGCGUGAAAAAAUAAAUCAACAUUGUCAUAAACAAUUUAACGGACAGACUAGGCUGUUUGAAUUGGGCACAGAGAUUUUGAAUGAGUUAGUAUGUCUUCUAAGAAAAGAAAUAGAUCAUGCAAAAGUUAACUGCAAAACAGUACAGGAAUUAUUCUGGCAUGUAAAGGAAAGAGUCCAAAAGUAUUUAGUUAUAUCAUUAAAAGCAGACACAUUUGCAUCUCAGACUGAUCUGCAGUGUUUUGUUAAAUACUUAAAGCGUGAUAUUGAUGAAAUUGUAAAAGACAUAAAAAAGGAAAUUGAAGAAUGGAUAGUUGAUACAAAAAUAGAGUCACUGCCAUCAUCACCCAUCAAAAUACUGCAUAAAACAUUAGCGGGAUGUGGAAAUUACUGCUUCUGGUGUGGGGCCCCUUGUGAGUGCACUGAGCCUGGUCAUGUGACACACAGUUCUAACUAUCAUAGACCAUGGGGAGUUACUGGUUAUAGGGGAGUAUUUACACAGGAGUUAACAGCGGAAUUCUGUACAACACUUGUUGCGAGUGAUACUCUAUUUCAGAACAAAAACACUGACAAUAAAUGUAUUCCUGUCAAGGAAUAUAAAUAUGUUAAUGAUUACUACAGAUCCUGGAUUAUCACACCAGACACAAGUUUGAAAGGAUCUACUUACUGGAAGGCUGUAUUCUAUAAAUAUAAUGAAUGGUUUGCUGAAUUCUACAAAUACUUACCUGCUGAUGUUCCACCUGAAUGGGAUUUUGAAUGGGAAGAUGUGUGCAGAGAUAUUGAAAAUGCUUAUAAUGUAAGGCUAGUAGAAAACAUGUAAGUAGGUCUUAAAAAAGGCUCAAGUAGAGCUGUGUGCUGUAGAAGACAGUUGUGCUAACUUGGUGGCAUUUAUAAAUAUAAAAACAUUUGUACUUGUACAUUGAAUUAUAAACAGCAAAAUUUGUAUUAAUUAUUUUGGCUCUAUUUUGUACAUUAGUAUAACAUAAACUGUAAACUUGUUCAUCAUUUUGUAGGAAUUUGUUUGAAUUGUGCAUACGACUAGAAUAUUUGAAAGCAAGUUUAGAAUGUGCUGGCUUUAAGUAGGAUGAACAUAGCACAUGUACCGAGAUA
This is a messenger RNA of Protopterus annectens (West African lungfish), 5078 nucleotides long. Its product is annotated as up-regulator of cell proliferation-like. The record is from RefSeq and is a predicted model, not a curated record. The coding region runs from base 31 to 4788 and encodes 1585 amino acids. Gene Ontology annotation, molecular function: GTP binding. Lineage: Eukaryota; Metazoa; Chordata; Ceratodontiformes; Protopteridae. The transcript has a single exon.